This is a messenger RNA of Penicillium brevicompactum, 2049 nucleotides long. RefSeq lists its product as uncharacterized. The transcript is spliced from 4 exons. Bases 1 to 2049 code for a protein of 682 amino acids. The record is from RefSeq and is a predicted model, not a curated record. Gene Ontology annotation, molecular function: DNA-binding transcription factor activity, RNA polymerase II-specific; zinc ion binding. Lineage: Eukaryota; Fungi; Ascomycota; Eurotiomycetes; Eurotiales; Aspergillaceae. Gene Ontology annotation, biological process: regulation of DNA-templated transcription.
AUGCAUCCAGAACUGGAUUAUCAUUCCUCUAGAUCAGAAGAUCACCAAGAGGAAGAGGAGCCCCGAGCCAACAAGAGGAUCAAGACCGGCCCAGUUCCUCGAAAGCCGGCGUGUCAAACCUGCCGUAAGCGCAAGGUUCGCUGUGAUAACAGCCGACCGGCUUGCGGAUUCUGCUCUACCAUUGGAACCGAUUGUGUAUAUACUACCCGCGGGGAUAACGAGAACAAGCAAGAGCUUGGCAAAGUCCUAGAUCGUUUGGACACUCUUACACAAACCGUGGAGAGUAUCCAGCACUUUCUCACUGCCAAUCAAAACGCUAGGCCCAGUAUUCCACAGGAAAAGGAAUGCGAUUCACGACCACCAAGCUUUCCAGUCAGAGCGGCUGAGUGGCAGAAAGAUUACCUGCAGAUCCCUGCCUCUCGAUGCAGCGCUGAUACGGUCCUCACCUGGCCCAUCUUUCAAGGCCAAUUUCGCGAAAGCGCUUUGAUUACUACCCUCUUCCAGUAUUCUCACGGAACAGUCGAUGACCGUUCAUCCGAGGCAUGGACUGUACCGGAUGGCCUGAGAUUCACACCCGACGAGCAAAUCCCAGCCCUGGUGGAUCGAUUUAUCCAGAAUGUGCACACCAAAAACCCGAUUCUGGACCUGGAGUCUCUCAUUAGGUCUGGACGGCACGCCGCUGAAGUUGGAUUCCAGUGGGAUGCGCAAUCAUGCCUCGUUCUCUUGACUUGUGCUCUAGGGUGUAUCUCACAGCCAUUCACAGUUUCUACACAGGGAUCGAAUAUGGAAAGCCCAUUCCAUGAACCGUCAGAACAGUACGGUCGAGAUUCCAAAAGUAGCUCUGCCGUUUUGCUGCAGGAAGGCGAGGCCUUUUUCACGCUGGCAUGCAGAAGAAUCGGUCUCCUGCGAUACUCAGUCAUUGGCGCACAAUGCCACUUCUUCGCCGGAGUUUAUUUGAUGUACACAUUCCGACCACUCUCGGCCUGGAACCAUUUCUACCAAGCCUCCACAUUCUACCGACUACGCCUGAGGCUGAUCGAUGGGCUUGACAAAUCUGUCUAUGAGGUUGAACAGCAAGGGGCGUCUGUGGCUCGACGCCUAGAACAAAGUCUCUAUUGGUCGUGUUUCAAAUCAGAAGUCGAAAUCCGGGUGGAGUUACCGCUACCCCAAUCUGCAAUCGCGGAAUAUGAAUAUCCAGCGCUGUUUCCCACUCCUCCAACACUUCCCGACGAAUAUCCAGAAAAUGGACAGACUGGCGCCGACGGGGCCAGCCCUGGCAUAGUGCCUUGGUCACUGGAUACGGAACGAUCGAAUCUGCCCCCAAGAGCGAUAUAUAACCACAUCACUAAUUUGUUCGAUGAACAGCAAAGUUGGUACUACUAUCUGACGGAAGUGGCUCUGAGGCGCAUAGGGAAUCGAGUCUUGAACGCCUUCUACCGCGAGGAGCCAUCUACAUGGUCCAACAUCAAACCGUUCAUCUCAAUAGCCUCUGAAUUUGAGUCACAGAUUGACGAAUGGCUAGCAAACCUCCCCCCGGCAAUGCGCUUCUACGAAGCCGACUCAAAUUUUGGGAGCGCUAGACAUGGACCCACAGCAGAUGUCCGAGAAUCAAUAUCACUGGAACUCAGCUGGGCCCUCAGCAAUCGCUUUCUGGAGAUUCGCCUUUGGCUUUACCAGCCAUUCCUGUUCUUUGCCGUUCAUCGUCCCAUCACGGGGAUGGUCCCCGUCCCGCUAACUAAUGACGAAUCCAGGCUAGUUCAGGGCUUUGUCGAGUCUGGCCUGAAUUGCAGUAUGAGGAUUCUUCAAGCGCGGUGUCUCCGCCACCGUCAUCAUGGUAUCUGGUUUGAUCUGCGUGCUCUGGUGACGGCUUCGUUGGUUUUCAUCGCGAUGGCGCGAAGCGGCAACCUCGGCCGGGAAACGAUCCAUCCAGAGGGCCUGCGACGUCACUUGGCGCCAACCCUGGAGGCUUUGACAUACUGGGAAGAAGAAUCCCCUGACAUCAAGAAGGCUCGAGGAACUCUGGAUGAUUUACUUCGCGAAUUUGACUAG